UCCGUUGCCGCCACCGCCGCCGCAGGCUCAGGCACCGGGCCAAGAAGAUAAAAGGUUUCUCAAAUUACAACUCGUUCGAUGACCUGUGCGAGAGCUUGUUAAUUGAUAUAUUUUCUAGGCUCCCGUGCCGAACAGCUGCUCAAUUGAAAUUGGUAUGCAAGUGCUGGAAUUCUCUCAUCUCUUCAGCCAAUUUCGUUAGGGUUUUCAAUCACCGCCGUCACGACCCGUUCUCUCCGGCCACACAAGAUCCGGAAUCGCCGCCGUACAGACUUUUGUUCGUAUUUCACCAUCAUCGUAGAUUUCGUAGCAUGGCAUAGGACUACCUGUCAGUUGCUCACUGUAGUUCCAGUGGCGCCGUGCGGCGGGUGGACAGGGCUGAUUUGAGUUUUCUUCCACAUCGCAGAAUUGGAGUGAAUGCUUCCUGUGAUGACCUGAUUUUAUGCUCUUUUAGUGAGCCUCCUGGCUCUGAUUGGACCACAGUUUUCUAUGUGUGUAAUCUGCGGACCCGGCAAUGGGUUCAUCUUCCUCCCGCCGUUCAUCCUGGCCGCCUUUCAAAAGAUUAUCUCAUCGGCCUGCUUUGUGCUCCUGCACCCUGUUCCCUUUGCCUCCACGAACAUGGAGGAUGUGUAGACAAUAAUCAUGACUUUAAAUUUAUGGUGGUGCUAAUUCGAAAAGGAGAAACAAUUCAAGGUGAGCCGGUUCCCCUGAUGGACACGGUGCUCUUUUCAUCCGAAGAUGGUCAAUGGAGGAGUGUUAUGGUUCCAUCCCCGGUGGAUUUAGCAGACAUGGACAAAGGGAAUGUUGUUCCAUAUAAAGGGAAGUUGCACUGGCUGAAUAAGGAUCAUGUUCUAGUGUAUGACCCUCAUAAUGAUCCCAAUAAUCUUUCUCAUGUCAUUAAAUUGCAGCUUGCCUACAAUCCUUACAUCAAUGGACAGAGCAUUGGCGUGUUCCAAGGUCGACUUCGUGUAGCUUACACUACAUUUCUUGAGGAGCCAAUAUUUCAUUAUGUGUGGGAACUCGAGGACUAUGACACGGGGAAAUGGAGGUUGGUGCACAAGCUUCAGGAUACCGACCUAAAUUCCACAGGAGAGUUUAUCCUCCAUGAUGGAAAUGCUUUCUGCAUGGGAGAAAACAAAUCUCGUGUAUGGCUACUCAACUUGCAGAGAAGAAUGGAGGGUGGGGAUCACGAGUUUGAGUUGGUUGACCGCGACCAUAAAUUUUACUCCCGUAAUGUGGAUGUCUAUCAGAUCGCAGAUCUUUGGUGGCCUACACCAGUGCCGCCCUUGACAUGCUACCAAGAUGCAAUGGUACAAAACAAAAAAGAUUGUGCAACGGCAUUAUAGCCGUUUUCAACGGUUGGGAGCAGAAAACGAAGCAGCGGAGCAGCAGUGAGUGCGGUCACCCCUUCGGGGUCAUGCCCUCGUAGAGAAGAGCAAAGAGAUUGGGACCGAAAAGAUCAUCCGAGAUAGAUCGGGAUUGGACCGGGAAAGACAGGGACCAAAGUGUUCCUUGGGACUGGUUUGGUCUUGGACCUGCAGUAGUCUCAUUUGGUCGUCUAAAUUGGGGGAUGACUAGACUGGUUCCGGAUUGGUGGUCUUUUGUAAAAAGACUAGACCGAGCCCGAAUUAGGACUAGUCUCUUAAUGUAACAUUAAAAUAUAACUUUUACACAAAU
This is a messenger RNA of Cuscuta campestris, 1674 nucleotides long. The record is from the annotation of a GenBank genome assembly. NCBI's taxonomy places the organism in Eukaryota, Viridiplantae, Streptophyta, Magnoliopsida, Solanales, Convolvulaceae.